AUGGUCCGAAGCAAGCACAAUCAUGACACCUUACAACAACCCUCGGUUAUUAAGGAUAUUUUCUCUAAAGUUUCAACUUCAAAUUUUCCAAGACAACGUAGUCAUAUUGCCAAUGCAGCUGGUUGUGAAGAUAAAGGAAAGCAACCUGUACUUGUGGUUCGUACAACUGGAGGAAGUCACUUUGAAGACUUUGUUACAAAUGAACAUACGCAUAGUAAUCAAAAAUGCGUUCAUUUCGAAACGAAAGGAACUGAGAGGAAAACCCCACCAAGUGAUCAAAUAGUAUCCGAAGAAGAUUUGGAAGAAUUUGUUCAAUCCACGCAACAUGCAGUUGGAAUGUCAUAUAAUGUUCAAGGCUUGAACCACGUCAAGGCAGGUGAAUAUAAAGCAGCUUUAAAAUGCUUUGAGCAAGGCAGUGAAGAAGGUCUUAGUAAAGCCCAGUUUAACCUUGCUUUGUGUCAUCAACUUGGUAAAGGUACCAAAGUAGACAUGGAUAAGGCUGUUCACUAUUACAAGCGUGCUGCAUUACAAGAACAUGAAUCAGCGCAAUACAACUUAGCUCUUAUACUUCUUGAAGAAGAUAAUAAAGUUAAAGUAGCCCAUGGACUUCAUUUGCUAGAAAAAGUUGCUCUCAAAGGCAAUGUUCAGGCCCAAUCAUAUCUAGGAAGUUUCUUAGCCCAACCAGGUGUUCACUGCAACAGGAAGAAAGCUGUUCACAUGUUUCAAAUGGCAGCCAAUAGCGGGGAUGCCCUUUCUACGUACCAUCUCGCUGAGUGCUAUGAGCAUGGCUUAGGAGAUUUAAAGGUCAACUCAUCACAAGCGUUUCAACUUUACGCGACUGCUGCUCAGCUUGGGAAUACUGACGCUCACUUCAAAAUGGCUUGCAUGCUUUACAAUGGUUGUGAAGGGGUGGAGCGUAAUACACAACUAGCAGAAGAGAUGUUACAAGAAACUGCGAGCAAAGGACAUCGACUCUCUGCUUUGAAACUGUGGGAAAUUAAGCUCGAGAGACGCCGCGAAAACGAAAAGAAAAAGCUGGCCUUGCUUCUCGCCGACUUCCGACCUUACGACAGUUUAUCCACCUUAAUCGUUCCCGAGUACAAACAACCGAUGCGGCGAAACUCUCACAAGUUCAACAACACGACUGUUAGCGACACAGAUGGAGCACCGAACACUUUUCACAGAGUAGCCAGUUGCCCAACUACAUUAUUACACAACAUAGCAAAACGUUGACUUUUCUACAUGUUGGAACAUACUUCUUUAACCAAUAUAUACAAUGUAAUGCCGCGACUAAUCCUUUAUGGUUGCCAACAAAGUCCUUACGUGUGGUCCUAAUUAAUUCAUGUUUUUCUAUCAUACGAAUACGUAUGGAUUUCCAUUGUAUUGUAAACGAAUAUGAAUCGCUGUACAGCUUUCCUUUUAUAUGUCAAGUUACCGGAAAACCGUAAAAUAUCCACGCUAGUUAAACCAGUGAUUCACUUUCACAAAAACCUUUUUUUUGUCCCAAACAUGUAUUGCGAUUUUCUUAUAAACCGACAGUAUUUACCCAAAUCCUGAAAAAUAUUGACCCCUUUCUUUUUUUCAAUUUCAAAGGUGUUUUUUAAACCCAUGUUAAAAACCAUGGACAAAACAGUCUCUUAUAAUGCGAAUCCUGCCAUUAGCAUUAAAUAUUGCCUUUGCACUAACCGCCAUAUCCCCGGUUAAUAAGCGACAUGAUUUAUCGUAUUCUAUCUAUAGCGAUGCAUUAACCCCCUGGGAGUUUAUGUCUCGUCUUCUUGUUUAUUAUAAGCUUGAAAUUGUGGAUUAAAUUCAUCUGUCAACUUUAUGUCCCUACAGUUCAAACUUGAAUGUCCUUGUUCCAAAAUGACGUUGUUUUUAUUUUCUUUCCUGCUUAAUUUGCGGUGUUCAUGUGAAAGUAAAAUAUAAAAG
Messenger RNA from Ciona intestinalis (vase tunicate), 1929 nucleotides. The record is from RefSeq and is a predicted model, not a curated record. NCBI's taxonomy places the organism in Eukaryota, Metazoa, Chordata, Ascidiacea, Phlebobranchia, Cionidae.